UUAUAUAAUAAAUAGCAUUCUCCAUUAGUUGAGCUACGUCAAACCAUCUUUCCAAAUAAUCUCCUCUUCCUUUGCAAGUAGGCAAAACAAUGAGAUAAAAAAACAAAGUUACAGAGGAAAUAAAAAAACAAUGUUUCUGUCUCCCAUAUUUAAAACACACUUUGUGACUAAAGAGUCCCCAAACCAGAAAGUCAGGUUCACUCAUUUCAACACUUUAUUUAUCUUUGGGCAGCAUCAAGAGCAAAUUCACCACAGGAAUUGUACAUGUUGGAGUUUUAUGCGCCUUCUCCUUUUAAGAACAUCUCUGGCUAAACUUGCUCACUCUGCUGGCUUGGUUUUUCUUUAAUUCAAGCUGCUUGCUAGACAUUUCUAAUUACAAUUUCCCCAUUUCCAAUUUCCCAUCUAAUUAUCUCAAGUCAUAUGGAUACCAAUGUGGAGAUGGCUGGUUUAAUUUUCAAUUUCAAGUAAUCAUCUAGUACUGAAGCUCCAUAUUCUCCAAGCUAAGCUGGCUGGGUGGCUUCUUCACCAUUUUUAUACCCUCCCGACAUAAAACACAUAUACAAUGGGAAAACAAAGUUUUCCGGAUGGAUUAAAGUAAUAAUGAAAACAGUAAAGCUAAUUCACCACAAGAUGCUUAAACUAGUCUUAAUCCUAAAGUUGCAAAUCUAGUGACUGCCUUAAUACCGGUACCUACUCAUUAACUUUGAACUUCAAUUAGUUUUUCUGAGAUUUACCUGCAAACCCAUCCCACUUGGCUAUUUUAUGAUACAGUGUAAUGUGUGCACUUUAAAACAUAAUUUAACCAAGUGUGAUGUGGAAAUCCUAAUUUUGUCUCACAUGAAUAGAAAAGGGGAAAAAAGUAAUGAAUAGUACAAGAAAACUUAUUUUUAGUACUUCAGCAUGGAGCAGGCUCUCGCUGAAUGCAAAACUAUAAAAUGUAUUAUGCCAUGAAGAAUCAAAAAGACAAGUUUUUCUGCUCCUCUGAAGAUUUAUUGGUAGAGAAGAUUGUGUCGCAAGUUAAACCUUAGUAUAUUAGAAAAAAGGAUGAGUGUAAGUUCCCCUAUUGUUUGAUAUCCCAAAGACGCUUUUCCAAAAGGCAACUGGACUUUUCUUAGUUGCUUUUUUGAAAAUAUUUUGCUUCUUAUCCAAGAAGCUUCUUCAGUUCUAUUGUUGGCUAUUUUGCAUUCUGGACUUUGUCAAGAACAUUAGUGUGCCUAAACUCGGGAAAGGACUGGUUGGUUGAUUUGCCUCCCACUUUAAAAAAUGGGAUCAUUACUACCUUAAGGAUACCUCUAUCACAUCUUCUAAAUAAUUUGAUUCUCGCUUAAUUCUCACUUUUAGACAACAUUGAACAGACAAGCCUUGAUUGAUUUCUUGAUUGAUCUGCUAUUGUCACUGGUGUAGUUUCUUGUAUCAGUCUAUUGUACAAAAACGCAAACAUGAUGGAGAUUGUAGGGCAUAAAACUGACCCUUGACCUUCUGUUAUUUUAUUAUUUUUCAGGUUCCUAAAAGGCUGCCCUCUCAGAACUUACUAACUUCAGCGGGAGGUCUGGAAUUCGAAAAUGCUUUCACUGUGAAAUACCUGACAAUCGUGAAUCGCACCUGAAAUUUAUCAAAGGGGUUUAUUGUUAAUCGAUCUUUCCAUGAUAUAUAGCGCUGCAGAACUGGAAAGCAAGGGUGAGGACCUUGCCUUGCAGCUAGGCUCUGUCAUGGAUGAAGAGACUCAUCACAGCCUUGAAUGCAUCCAAGCUAAUCAGAUCUUCCCCAGGAAGCAGCUGAUCCGGGAGGAUGAAAAUCUCCAGGUCCCAUUUCUCGAACUUCACGGGGAGAGCACGGAGUAUGUCGGCCGAGCGGACGAUGCCGUCAUUGCCCUGUCCAACUACAGGCUUCACAUCAAAUUUAAGGAAUCCGUGGUGAACGUUCCAUUGCAGCUCGUAGAAAGCGUGGAAUGUCGGGAUAUUUUCCAGCUUCACUUGACUUGCAAAGAUUGCAAAGUGAUCAGGUGCCAGUUCUCCACUUUUGAGCAGUGUCAAGAGUGGCUGAAGCGGCUGAACAACGCCAUCCGCCCCCCCUCAAAGAUAGAGGACGUUUUCUCUUUUGCUUACCAUGCCUGGUGCAUGGAGGUCUACGCCAGUGAAAAGGAGCAACAUGGCGAUUUGUGCCGCCCAGGAGAGCACGUGACGUCGAGAUUCAAAAACGAAGUGGAACGGAUGGGUUUUGACAUGAACAAUGCCUGGCGGAUCUCCAACAUCAACGAGAAGUACAAGCUCUGCAGUAGCUACCCUCAAGAACUCAUCGUGCCUGUCUGGAUAACGGACAAAGAGCUGGAAAGCGUGGCCAAUUUCCGAUCUUGGAAACGCAUCCCUGUGGUGGUUUACAGGCACCAGAACAACGGGGCGGUCAUUUCUCGCUGUGGGCAGCCUGAGGUCAGCUGGUGGGGCUGGAGAAAUGCUGACGAUGAACAUCUUGUCCAGUCGGUGGCCAAAGCCUGCGCCUCCGAUUCCAAGUCGAGCAGCGGUAAACUGGUGAAUGGGAACUGCUCGCGAGAGUUCUCCAAUGGGGGAGACUUCUCCGACGCAGAGUUUGAUUCUUCCAUUUCCAAUGCUUCGGGAGCAGAAAGCUUAGCCAUCCAGCCGCAGAAGCUUUUGAUCUUAGAUGCACGCUCCUAUACAGCCGCAGUCGCCAACAGAGCCAAAGGAGGGGGCUGUGAAUGUCCAGAGUAUUAUCCCAACUGUGAAGUGGUGUUCAUGGGAAUGGCUAACAUCCACUCUAUUCGGAAGAGUUUUCAGUCACUGAGGCUGCUCUGCACACAGAUGCCGGACCCGGGAAACUGGCUGUCGGCUCUGGAGAGCACCAAGUGGCUCCAGCAUCUCUCUGUGCUUCUGAAAUCAGCCCUGCUGGUGGUUCACGCGGUGGACAGAGACCAGCGGCCUGUCCUGGUCCACUGCUCCGAUGGCUGGGAUCGGACCCCGCAGAUCGUGGCUCUGUCCAAGCUGCUGCUGGAUCCAUAUUACCGGACCAUUGAGGGUUUCCAAGUGCUGGUGGAGAUGGAAUGGCUGGACUUUGGCCAUAAGUUUGCAGACCGCUGUGGCCACGGCGAAAACUCUGACGACCUCAACGAACGCUGCCCCGUGUUUCUGCAGUGGCUCGACUGCGUCCAUCAACUCCAGAGGCAGUUCCCCUGCUCCUUCGAAUUUAACGAAGCAUUCCUUGUCAAGCUAGUGCAACACACCUACUCCUGCCUCUUUGGUACAUUCCUGUGCAACAACGCGAAGGAGAGAGGCGAGAAGCACACCCAAGAAAGGACCUGCUCGGUGUGGUCCCUGCUGCGAGGAGGAAACAAAGCUUUCAAAAACCUGCUUUACUCCUCUCAGUCCGAAUCUGUGCUGUAUCCUGUGUGCCAUGUGCGCAACUUAAUGCUGUGGAGUGCCGUGUACCUGCCUUGCUCCUCACCUUCCACCCCUGUGGAUGACAGCUGUGCCCCUUAUCCCGUCCCAGGCUCCAACCCUGAGGAUCAGCCUCUGAGCAGGCUACCAAAGACCAGAUCCUUUGACAAUCUGACCACAGCCUGUGACAGCAGCGUAGCCACCACCAACCGGCGUAGCAGCGACCCCAGCCUCAACGAGAAAUGGCAGGAACAUCGCCGAUCCCUGGAGCUCAGCAACCUUGGGAACCCAGGAGACGACCUCUUUGAGAGCGAAAAUUUGGGCAAGCAAGGCAGGACUCUGAUUGGAGCAGAGCUUUCAGUAGCGGUGGCCGAGGGGCAGAUGGAAAACAUCUUGCAAGAAGCCACCAAAGAAGAAGGGAGCCUUGAGGAGAAUACAAGGUGUAGUCAGGAAAGGGCAGGGAAGGAAGGAGAAGGGGAUCUCACGCUAGAGAAGGAACGCAGGACUGAACGCCUGGCUGGUUCUGCUACUGUUUGUGAAAAGUCUGACGCGGAUGCAGAAACCUCCUUAGACAAUCCAGUUUCUAAUCAACAGGUGGUAUCACAGGGUGCUUCUGAGCUCCAAGGGCAAGAGGAGGGUCACCCAGCUGUCCCUUGCACGGUCCAGAAGCCAACUCAGGGGGGAGAGCUGCCACUUGGCUUUUGGGACAAUCCUGGAAAUAGCGAAGUUUCAAGAGAGGAGGAGGAAGAGGAGGAGGAGGAGGAGGGUGUUAGUAGUAGUUCAGCAGAAGCUGAAAAUGCUCCUAGUCCUGCCCAUCCCAUCCCACCGUUGCCUGUAGGACUUGAGGUGGUUACACCAAACAUGGAGAGCUCGACCGAGACCUUAACAGAAAUGGGAGCCAGGGCAGAAAGGGUACAGAAAGUGUCUUCCCAUUGGCGUCAUCCCGCAGACAACAGUGUCGGCGAUCUUUCCCAGACGGUGGAGAAUCGGCUGGAGAGGGAGGACUUGAUGGACGCACACAAGUUGGCCGUAGCUCUAAAUAGGACUCCUUACAGCAGCAACCCUUCCCCGUGUGCCUUGCCUUUAACGGACUAUAAAGAAGUGGUGUGCAAUGGAGACUUGGCAUCCGAGAACAAGAUAGCCGAGAGCCCGGCAGGUUUUGCUGCUCCUCAGAAAUACUCUGCGCCCAACGGGCACUGCCUGAACGGGGAAGAAAGCAGGGUGAAAGUUCCCCUCGGCCGGCAGAUCUCCACGGCCAGCUGCAGCAGCUCCACCCCGCUGCAUCUAAGGAAUCUCCACCACAAAUGGGUUCAUGCCAUCCCGGGUCGGCAGCAAACAGCGGGUAGCCCGGACCAGCCUGCCCGGAAUCAUCUGGAUGACGACGGGAUGCCCAUCUACGCUGACAUCAUUCAGCAGCGCCUCCGUCAGAUUGAAAGCGGGCACCAGCAGGAAGUGGAGAGCUUGAAGAAGCAGGUGCAGGAGCUGAAGAGCCGGUUGGAAAGCCAGUAUCUGAACAGCUCGCUGCGCUUCAACGGGGAGUAUGGGGAUGAAGUGACUUCAGUGCCUGACUCAGAAAGCAAUCCGGAUCACAACUGCUUGUCUCGCUGCAGUACAGAGAUUUUCUCUGAAGCCAGCUGGGAGCAGGUGGAUAAACAGGACACAGAGGUGACACGGUGGCUGCCCGAUCACCUGGCUGCGCACUGUUACGGCUGUGACACUGUCUUCUGGCUUGUCAGCAGAAAACACCACUGCAGGGAUCCCGAACGUGUUGAUCAGACUUGGAAUUGUGGAAAUGUGUUUUGCUCCAGCUGCUGUAACCAGAAGGCGCCGGUCCCCAGCCAACAGCUCUUCGAACCCAGCCGGGUCUGCAAAACCUGCUACAGCAGCUUGCACCCCAGUAGCUCCAGCCUUGACCUCGAACUGGACAAACCCAUUGCUGCCACCUCAAACUGAGGCUCCAGCCUGGAAGGAAAGCUGGGAGGAGACAAAGCUGCCUUUGUCCCUUGAAGGAGACACACCGAUUGCUGGUGGACUGAAGCUGGUAGGAUUGGAGGAGCUAUGCACUUUGAGCUGGAAGUACAGGUUACUGCUCAGAGAGAGAGAGAGAGAGAGAGAGGAUGAUGGGUAGGUAGAUCCUGGUGGAGCAGGAGCAAUCCUUCCCCACUGUUACUUCCCAUUCCCUUUCCAUCCUUCUCAUGUAAAUUUAGUGUGGAUUUUGCAGGAAGACCAUGAAAGGGGUCUAGUGGGGAGUCUCCCUGCCCUGCCACUGAAGACGUGCACCCGCAGGCAGGCUGUUCUCCCUUUGUGAGAGGAGAGAAAGGUGAAUUGCCAGAGAGAUUGUGAAUACCUGUAGCGUUAGGACUAGUGCUUUCAGUCACUCCUGUGACUUCCCAGCAGCCCCAUGCUGUUUGGAGAGUUGUUGCUGCUAGAAGAAACGGAAACGGCCUUCUCAAAAGGACUCUUCCCCCUCUCUGUCCUCCAAGAGCGGGCUGGAUUAUUCCCGUUGCCCAAAUGCAAGGGGUGGAUUGCAGUUCUCCACGCUGGGCAAUCCUCUGUGGCCGAGGGCGGAGAAGCCUUGGCUAAGAAGAGAUGCCUGCUUGCUUUGAGGGGAAGCGAGAGGAGAAAAGGGUGGCUUUAAACCGUCACCCCCGAUGUAAAAUUCUGUACAUCCAUUUUUAUUUUUAUUUUGUAAAGGAAUUGGUGCCUAGGCUUUGACGGUAGCUUUUGAAAUGCCUCUCCUCGCCCCCAUUUUAAACCUAGUUUACACAGAAAGUAGAGCUGCUUCACUGCACUCAGUAGGCUUUGUGCAAAGUCAGGUGGCCUAAUGGCAUCGAGGUGUCCUUUUCACAAAAGAACCCCAUGAAGCAAGAAGUGGGAUGGUUUUACUUUGCUCUAGAGCUGGUUAGAAAAGGUGGGUUUGCUGGAAGCCCCCCAAAUGAGGUGUUAGGAAAAGACGUGACUUGGCCAGAACAAUCUGAAACUGUUUUCCUUCCGCUAACUUCAUUAAUGUCAUCCCAUCAACAUUUGAUAGAGUCCUCCUAUUUUUCUAAAUUUUGUAUUUUCCCUCCUUCACUCUCUUUAAAAUGUGCUCAGUUUAUGGUUUUGGAGUGGGAGGAAGAAUUAUAAUAGAGAGUUUAUAAUCUGUGAUAAGAUGCUUGAAUCCAUUCAGAAUCAAAUCUCUUCUUAUUGCUCUCGCCUGUUUUGUCUUGGAGAACUUAGAUCGGUACAUGCCAUUCCUGUCUUUCUGUGUCACCACAGAACAUCUUCAAACAUCUUCCAUAUAUUUUCUCUGCAACAUUAAUUUUCACACGGUAUAGAUCUACACCCUGGCCUGGGAGGUUCCCACACCCAGAACUGCCAUAAAUCCUGGCGUGAAGCUCUGCAAGAGCCAUAAAGAGCAAGCUACACAGCAACGGGUGUAAAAAGAACAAGAAACACCAACACAACACCACCACCUAAGCUAUUCUAAGCGUUUGUGCUGUAAUUACUAGACUGGCCUUCCAAAAGGAAACUGGUUUAGUGAGCCUGUUGCCAAGGAAGAAAUAUAAAAGUGAGGCUUGUCAAACAGUUUUAGUUUUCAUACUGAUUCCAAGAAGGAAGAUUUUUGUCAGUCCGUUUAAUUCUUGAUGUUUCAAUUUUCCCAGGUUGGUUGUAAAGGAUGCAUGUCUUGCAUAGAACAAAAUAAUGCAGGGAAGACAUUUGAAAUUAAGGAUCCAAAUUCCAGGAGCGCAUAGCCAGAGGCGCCAUCUCUGGCUUAGCGCAGGCAGGGUGUAAUUUCUUGACACUCCUUGUCUGCUUCCAACUGGGAGGACCGGUACAAAAUUUCAAUAUGGUUUUCUCCCCACCCCACCCCCAAUAAGGAAUGAAACGCUCUGGGGAAAUCAGCAGAGGUUCCAGGUUGGGAAUGUGGAAACAGGUUAUUGAAGUGACAUACAGAAAGCUGGCUAAAUCUAUGCUUUUCCAAUGCAACUGGUGUGCAGCAAGACAUUUUAGAACAAGCAAAAAAGAAUAAUAAAGGGGAAUGGUAUUGUGUGAUGCACUUGAGCCAGUGUGAUUUUAUGGUACAAACAGAAGGUCUAAUGUUCAGCAGUUCGUAAGAGGUGCCAAGGGGUUCCAAUACGGGUUUUGGGGGUCUGUGAUGUACAGUGUGAAUAAACGCUUGCAGCUCUUA
Molecule: messenger RNA, 7557 nt
Organism: Pantherophis guttatus
Lineage: Eukaryota; Metazoa; Chordata; Lepidosauria; Squamata; Colubridae
Source: RefSeq, a predicted model, not a curated record